AUCCACCCAUGAGGAAGUACUUAAAUGCAUGUAAAGACGGUGCGUCCUUCAGUGGUUGAGCUGCACUGUGAUCUCACCAUGUUCCUCCACUGUGAACUGGUUGUGCUGAUAAUCACACUGUCUCUUCAUGGGCAAGUUCACACGGGGGAAAUCAUUGGAGGCCAUGACGUGGUGCCACAUAGUAGGCCAUACAUGGUGCUUUUGGAGCUGCGCACAGAAGAUGGCAUAACAAAACACUGCGGCGGCUUCCUUCUCACUGAGGAUUUUGUAAUGACUGCAGGCCACUGCCAAUACAACUCAGUAUCAUGCAACGCCAUACUAGGACUUCACAAUUACCAUGAUGCAAAGGAUGCACAGAAUAUAUCUGUGACAAAGAUCUUUCCACAUAAAGACUACAGAUAUUAUGAGAACGACAUAAUGAUUCUUAAGUUAAGCUCCAAGGCAAACAUCAGUAGAACGGUGAAACCCAUUGCCAUGGCAGACAAAGACAGUCCCUGUCUGCCAACAAAUUGUUCUGUCACCGGCUGGGGAAGAGAUGGCAAAAACUCGCAUAAUUCUUUGACGCUCAGAGAAGUCAAUGUAACGCUCAUUGACAAUGAGCAGUGUCUUAUGGAAAACUGCUACUGCUCUAAAGGAGACAACGGACCGGCUAAGGGAGACUCUGGUGGUCCAUUAGUCUGUGGAGAUGGGAAGGCAUAUGGCGUGGUGUCACACAUUAAGCCAGGACCGCCAGGAGUGCCUUUGUACUGGUACACCAAGAUACCAGACAGUAGACGCUGGAUCGAUUCAGUUCUGCUUGAUGUUUCUUAAAUGCAUGUAACAACUGUGCUGUUGUGCUGCAUAACUUGCAUGCUAAGCCUUGCUUAUAUUAAAUAUAUUCAAAUAACAUAAUAAGUUUGCUUCUCUGCUUGGAAAUGUAUUCAAUCAAUAAUCAAAAAUAAAUUAAAAUAAAAUACAA
Messenger RNA from Solea solea (common sole), 958 nucleotides. Its product is annotated as granzyme B(G,H)-like. NCBI's taxonomy places the organism in Eukaryota, Metazoa, Chordata, Actinopteri, Pleuronectiformes, Soleidae. The record is from RefSeq and is a predicted model, not a curated record. Gene Ontology annotation, biological process: proteolysis. Gene Ontology annotation, molecular function: serine-type endopeptidase activity. Bases 25 to 810 code for a protein of 261 amino acids. The transcript has 5 exons.